CAGAAAGGAGUUGCAGCUGGCUGUGGUCAUCCACACUUUUACAGUAGCUGUAUGUAUUUACAAUACAAUAUAUGAUAGAAUCUCCGAGACUUGAAAAGAGGGACAGAUGAAGGUGGAACAGAUCUAUAAAUUGGAGUAGCAGAGUUUGGUGGUGUGUACAGUGUGUGUAUGUAUAGGCAGCAGCAUGGCCAGUGGACAGCUGUACAGAGGGAGCGUUAAUGUGUGUGUGUGUGUGUACAGGCGGCAGCAUGGCCAGUGGACAGCUGUCUAGAGAAGAGGCGUUGGCGUGUGUGGGGUGCAGACAUGCAUGUCACAUAUUGCUCUAUGCAGACACAGAAGCUCAGCUGUUCGAAGAAAUCCCCAUCAGACACAUCAUACUGAUGCAGAUGCGUUUCGAUGGUCUGUUGGGUUUCCCUGGCGGUCUCGUUGACCCGUCAGAAGAAUCUCUAGAGGAGGGCCUGAGCAGGGAACUGUGGGAGGAGCUGGGCUUCUCACUGUCAGUCACCGUGGAGGAUCAUGUGUCUUCCUGCCACAACCCUUCCUCUCAACUCGUUACUCACUUCUAUGCCCGGAGAAUGGAAGAGAAAGAGAUCAGGGAGGUCGAAAAGGCAGCUGCUAGCACAGCAACAGACCAUGGCCAUGAGGUGAUGGGGAUGGUCCGAGUUCCUCUCUACACACUAAAGGGAGGAGGAGGAGGGCUUCCCUCAUUCUUGUCCCACUCCUUUAUUGGGAACUCUCGAUCUCAGCUGGAGGACGCUCUAGUGCGCUUCGGCCUGGUGACACCCGAGGAGCUACAGACAGCACUCACACACGCAGAGCAGAGGAGAAAACAACCUUGGGGGGGGGCAGCCUAAUCACACACACAAUGUAAGAAAUUACAUUAAAUAUUACUAUUUCCUGUUAGUAUGUUACACACAGUUCUGUAUUAUCAAAUUGUAUAACUUACUCUAUAUACAGUUGAAGUCGGAUGUUUACAUACACCUUAGCCAAAUACAUUUAAACUCAGUUUUCACAAUUCCUGACAUUUAAUCCUAGUAAAA
Salvelinus namaycush (lake trout) is the source of this 1040-nucleotide messenger RNA. Its product is annotated as U8 snoRNA-decapping enzyme. Gene Ontology annotation, molecular function: phosphodiesterase decapping endonuclease activity; snoRNA binding. Lineage: Eukaryota; Metazoa; Chordata; Actinopteri; Salmoniformes; Salmonidae. The transcript is spliced from 4 exons. Gene Ontology annotation, biological process: sno(s)RNA catabolic process; mRNA catabolic process. Gene Ontology annotation, cellular component: nucleus. Bases 219 to 854 code for a protein of 211 amino acids. The record is from RefSeq and is a predicted model, not a curated record.